This is a messenger RNA of Polypterus senegalus (gray bichir), 4783 nucleotides long. Its product is annotated as guanine nucleotide-binding protein subunit beta-4. Gene Ontology annotation, molecular function: signaling receptor complex adaptor activity; protein binding. The transcript has 10 exons. Lineage: Eukaryota; Metazoa; Chordata; Cladistia; Polypteriformes; Polypteridae. Gene Ontology annotation, biological process: G protein-coupled receptor signaling pathway. Bases 350 to 1372 code for a protein of 340 amino acids. Gene Ontology annotation, cellular component: heterotrimeric G-protein complex; cytoplasm. The record is from RefSeq and is a predicted model, not a curated record.
GGCUGUAUGGGUGUGGUAACGAAGACGACUGGCCGAAGACUGUGCCAAAUCCUUUCUCCGAUUCGGAGCUGGUAUCUGGCCCUUUAAGUCGCUUAAUUUACGGAGAAUAAAAUAGAUCAAAAUUGGUUUUGCUUUAAUAUACAAGCAGCGAAAAACGAUGUAUGACAUCUGAAGUCGGAAUUUCCCUAUCUUUAUUUUCCUCCCCCUCCCCCCUUUUUAAGAAAAGCUCGGAAAGGACGAAACGGGAAAGGACGCAAAAGAAAGGACGGCCCUUUGAGUUUUGUCAUCAGGCCUUUUAGCAACUAGUUGUGGUACUUGGAUUGCUCACAAGAAACACUGAGACGGAACGAUGAGUGAAUUAGAACAGUUGCGGCAGGAAGCCGAGCAACUGCGGAACCAGAUUCGGGAUGCCAGGAAAGCAUGUAGUGACUCCACACUUUCCCAGAUUACAGCUGGCCUGGAUUCAGUGGGCCGAAUUCAAAUGAGAACACGUCGCACUUUGAGAGGCCACUUAGCCAAAAUCUAUGCGAUGCACUGGGGAUCUGAUUCUAGGCUACUUGUCAGUGCUUCUCAAGAUGGCAAAUUAAUUAUUUGGGACAGUUAUACCACAAAUAAGAUGCAUGCUAUCCCAUUGAGGUCAUCCUGGGUUAUGACAUGUGCAUAUGCACCAUCUGGAAAUUAUGUAGCCUGUGGUGGCUUGGACAACAUAUGCUCAAUAUACAGCCUAAAAACACGAGAGGGUAAUGUUCGAGUGACACGGGAGUUGCCAGGUCAUACAGGAUAUCUGUCUUGUUGCCGAUUUUUGGAUGAUAACCAGAUAGUAACAAGUUCAGGAGAUACAACCUGUGCUUUGUGGGACAUUGAAACUGGGCAACAGACUACCACUUUUACUGGCCACACUGGUGAUGUUAUGAGCUUGUCGUUGAGCCCCGAUAUGAGAACAUUUGUUUCUGGAGCAUGUGAUGCCUCAUCAAAACUAUGGGAUGUUCGUGAUGGAAUGUGCAGGCAAUCAUUUACAGGCCAUGUGUCUGACAUUAAUGCUGUUUGCUUCUUUCCCAAUGGAAAUGCCUUCACCACAGGAUCUGAUGAUGCGACUUGUCGGCUGUUUGACCUGAGAGCUGACCAAGAACUGAUGAUGUACUCGCAUGACAACAUCAUCUGUGGCAUCACUUCAGUAGCGUUCUCGAAAAGUGGCCGACUCUUGCUGGCUGGCUAUGAUGACUUCAACUGCAAUGUGUGGGACACUUUGAAGGGAGAGCGUGCAGGAGUUCUAGCUGGCCACGACAACCGUGUGAGCUGUUUAGGAGUUACUAAUGAUGGUAUGGCUAUAGCCACUGGAUCUUGGGACAGUUUCCUUAGAAUCUGGAAUUAACUAAGAGUGGAGAGCAAAAGGUUACCUGCGUAUCCUCCACUGAGAUCGGGGAGACAAUGCUGCAGCCCUACAGCUGUGAGAAAGUAACAUUCUUUCUACCUUGUAUUUCCAGGUGAAGUUUUUUCUAUUCACUUACUACACAGAGCUUUCAGUAAAUAGUCCAGUCAAAUGAAGAAAUGAAAAUGUACCCUGGCAAACCUCUGACUUCUGACAGGGGCUAGCAUGUUACCGUGGUGACCGAGAAGCUAGGAGCCAGUUAUUGUUAUAAAUAUUUUCUAUUAUUUCUGUUUUGUUGGAAUCCCAAUCAGUUCCUUUUUAUUGCGCCCCGUCCCCUACCCUAGAGAUUGGUCUGAGAGUUCUUAUUUCUGCUCGCCUGCUAAAUAUCUAACUUUGUUUUUUUUUUGUUUGUUUUUUUUUUUUUUGUUUGUACAUAACUGAAUGUACACAUAACAGCAGCCAAUCAUUUUACAUUUGUUUGUAUGUAAAAAGAAAAGAAUUUUAUGCAUUUUUUUAAUGAAACAUUUUUAGCUUGUAUUUGACUUGAGACAUCACACUUUGGUUGUGGAUGAUUACUGUUAAACAAUUUCUUAAAAAUUACUAAUCUUGGGUAAAGAUUAGCCUUAGUUUCAUUCAUGUUCAUUAUUUUGAGCUUCUUUGGUUUAAUAUCUGCUUUAAAGCCAAAUCUGGUGGUGCCUCUUGGGUGAUUGAUCUGUAUCAGUAUUAUUUAAAAUUCUCCCAUUCUAGCCAUUGUUUGAGUUUUAGUUCAUUUUUCAUUUAUUAGACUCAAAGAGAGAAACUUUUUUUUUAAACCACAUUGCAGCUCCAGACAGACUUUUAAGUAACAAAUCGAAUGGCACUUUUGAAAGACUCCUUUCACGGCAUCCUCUUCUGCAGUGCUCAUUUACUCAAAUCUGUGAUCACUUUACAGUAUUGUUGGGGGGUGAUGGCAGCAAAAGGGGCACUGGAUUCGGUGCACAUUGCGCGUGACGUUCAUUUUCGGUAUCGUCUCGAUCAGUUUGAGCCCACAUUGGUGUAUUUGAACCCAUUUGUUGAAGGUGCUGGGUAAUAUUUUUGUUCUGACACACACAGACAUUCCAUUUCCUGUUUUUAUUUUGUGCAUCCAAUGAGUACAACAUAAGGGGGGCUUACUUACAAGAAGAAUGCUGCAACACAAAAUGAAAGGCUUGCAUGCAGCGCACGGUGCCUGUGCACGGAGUCCACCAUGUCCUUCCAGUGGCAGAGCGAAACUCUGCUUUCUUGUCUCGUACUUCAUGUGCAGUAAGCAACUUUACAAGACUCUUCCCAAACAAACGUCUUCUGCUGCCAUCACUGAAUGAAGUGCCAAUGCGCUCAGUAAUUCAAUUCCUAAUGUCAAAGGUGCCAGUGGUGAAAAUGAGAACAAUUAAAAAAAGGUGACCAAAACAAAAACGAAACACUAAAUGAACAUCUUUGAGAGGCAUCCAACAGAUUUGCAAGUUAAAGCGGAGUAAAUGAAGACGACGAUAUGCAGUACGUUGUUUUGCUUUUCCGAUGCUGAAUGAAUUCUAUACACAGCUCUUUAUGUUCAUUCAGGCCACAUUUUCUGUAAAUUAUUCUAUCAACUUGAAUAGAUGGGUUACUUUCUUCAGUUACUACUAAAAUGUUUUAUUGUAUUUAUUGGUUCUAUACAAAUAAUUUUAAAGAACAUGUAGUGAACUGUUAGUUUGAGUUGUGAAUUUUAGCCUCACCCACCCAGUACUAUUUUUUUUCCCCCCCAAACAUGUAUCCGUAUACAUAUUUUGACAAUAGAAUGUGGUUACCAGAAAGACCUUUACCAGUGCUGUAUAGUGUAUUGAGACAAGUAUUAGUGUUGAAAGAACUCUUACUGUAACGUGUGGUCAAAGUACAUGCUUUGUUUUGCUUUAUCUAUAAUUUGUGCCAAGAUCCCCCAAACGCCAAUCACGCUAGCUCUUUAAAAAUCCUCAUUCUGUGUCACAUUUGAUUAAACCUGUGUUGUAUUUUUUAUUUCAUUUUUUGAAUUAUUAUUUUUGCUGUUGAUUACAUACAAAGGAAACAGCAGAAGUACUAACACCAGUUCCCAAAUAAUAUUUAUCGAAGAUAAAGGAAACAAAUGCCUGAACGUUUCAUGAGAUGCCUAACACUGGUGCCUAAAGAGCGAGUGCCCAUUUCUCUGAAUUUCUGCUUGGUGCUUAUUGUGAAUGCCAGUCCUCUUGAAAAUAAUGACAAGCGUAUGCCUUUUAACUAACGUCACCCAACCCAGCAGAAACCCCCAUCUUCUAAGCGUGAGCACACGGGCUUUUUGUUGUGUUGAAGUUUUUUUUAUUAUUAUUUUGGGUUUACCUUUUUUUUUUUCUUUCAAAUUUUUAUCAGGCCAGUUUGAAGACAAGGGAGUCUUUUUUUUCUUUUUAUUCAUUAUUCCCCCCCCUUUCUUUCCAUUUUUUGUUUUCACUUCUUAAAUGGAUGUGACAGUACGUCUGAAGGCAUUCCAAUAUUCUAUUCCAAAAGAGUAGCUUUUCUGAACUUCCUUUUUGUCCGAACGUCUGUUUAGUUCCAUACCAAGCGCUAUGCUAUUACGAUUACUCCCUGAGCAGUGAGCCACUUUGGAAAUGCCAUGAUCCCUCCGGAUAAAAGGAGACGUCUUUUAUUGUAAAAUACCAGGCAGGCAAUUACUGCAGUGUUUCUGUGUAAAUUGCAACAGUAUUAACAAUUAAUAUGAAAUAAAAAUAUCACAUUAACUGUGCCUGUACAGUACACAGAGCAUUUUAAUUUUCUUACUGUUUUUGAGCUGGGACUUGCACUCUCAAAGUUUAGUAACAUUUAAACUACCCAAGUCUUGCAUAUUAGUAUUCCUCCUCCCCAGUCAAAAGGCAUUUUUGUUUUUGCAAAAUAAAAGUAAAUAAAUGGGCAUUACACUUAAUGAAUUUAGCUGUAGGCCUCGUAAUAUUUAAUUCCAUGAGAAAAUAAGUUUUUUUCUUGUUGGUUGAUUACAUCCGAUGAAUUGGUACUAAGCAUUACGGCAUUCACCAGCCGAGGAAAACUGAGGAGGGCAGAAACUUUGAGGGGGGAACUGUUUGUCCUGGCUCAACUUGCCAUUACUAGUGUUACGUUUUGUUACCACCGCAUUGACACUGAUUUUUAGUAAUAAUGCACUGCCUUACGGCUCUUGUAUGUAUUCCAACAAAAUGUCUUAAGUUUUCAGUUCUUGAGCCAGUCGGAACCAGGGACUAUGUGCCAUGCGUUUUCUCUUACAGUGCUAAUGUGUGAAACUAUAAUAAUCACUUGCUAUGAGAAUUUUGUUUAUAGUCCUUUUUCACACAAUAUUUUUUCUUUGUAUUUGUACAGUGGCUCGGUGAAACUGAUGUUGCCAUGAAUUGAUAUUGUAACCAAUAAAAAAAAAGCUUUUAACCAAGA